Molecule: messenger RNA, 2365 nt
Organism: Onychomys torridus (southern grasshopper mouse)
Lineage: Eukaryota; Metazoa; Chordata; Mammalia; Rodentia; Cricetidae
Gene: Pparg
Product: peroxisome proliferator activated receptor gamma
Exons: 9
Coding region: 736-2163 (475 amino acids)
Biological process (GO): cell differentiation; hormone-mediated signaling pathway; negative regulation of inflammatory response
Cellular component (GO): nucleus
Molecular function (GO): zinc ion binding; RNA polymerase II cis-regulatory region sequence-specific DNA binding; nuclear receptor activity
Source: RefSeq, a predicted model, not a curated record
GGGCGCGGGCGCGGGGCUGGCGGCCCACGCGGGCCUGGUGGACGCCGGCCUCCGGUCGGUCGUGGGCGCGGGGCCUCCGGCCUCUCCCUGGGCGCCGCCCCCGGCCCGGCCCGGCCCGGCCCGAUCGCUUGGCACGGCUGGUCCGCGGCCAAGCGGGGCUCGCCGCACUCGGAGCGGCAGCUGCCUGGGGCGCUCGGGUCGGGUCGCCCGGCCGCGGGGACGCCCAGCGCCCGCCAAGUAGCCGCCUCGGGUCAGAGUCGCCCGGGGCCACGCGUCCGGCCAGAGGGACGCGGAAGGAGAGACCCGAGGCGCCGCGCUGGGGUACCGGGGUCGUGCGCGGCCUGAGGGGACCCAGAGUGACGACAAGGUGACCGGGCUGAGGAGAAGUCACGCUCCGACAGGACCCAGUGUGACUGACAGCCGGCCGGCCGGACGGCGGCGGCGUCUCGGCUGAGGGGGGACGGCGCGCGCCGCCCGAGGAGCCACACUCUGACAGGACUGCGUGGGCGACCAGGUGAGUGGCCCCGCCGCGCUCAGCGCGUCCUGCUGGAGCGGGUGGUGAGAGGUGGCCCAAGCCCCGGGGUCGUGCCGCUCAGGAUGGUUUGGCUGUGUUCUCUCCUCCAGUAAGAAUCGACUUCCCUUCCGAAGCUAACGAUUUGAAAGAAGAUAACUGUGAACCACUGAUAUCCAAGAAGGACAUUUUUUAAACAAGGACAGCCCUUUACUGAAAUUACCAUGGUUGACACAGAGAUGCCAUUCUGGCCCACCAACUUUGGAAUCAGCUCUGUGGACCUCUCUGUGAUGGAUGACCAUUCCCAUUCCUUUGACAUCAAGCCCUUUACCACAGUUGAUUUCUCCAGUAUUUCUGCUCCACACUAUGAAGACAUUCCAUUCACAAGAGCUGACCCAAUGGUUGCUGAUUACAAAUAUGACCUGAAGCUCCAAGAAUACCAAAGUGCGAUCAAAGUAGAACCUGUAUCCCCACCUUAUUAUUCUGAAAAGACCCAGCUCUACAACAGACCUCAUGAAGAGCCUUCCAACUCCCUCAUGGCCAUUGAGUGCCGAGUCUGUGGGGAUAAAGCAUCAGGCUUCCACUAUGGAGUUCAUGCUUGUGAAGGAUGCAAGGGUUUUUUCCGAAGAACCAUCCGAUUGAAGCUUAUUUAUGAUAGAUGUGACCUUAACUGUCGGAUCCACAAAAAAAGUAGAAACAAAUGUCAGUACUGUCGGUUCCAGAAGUGCCUUGCUGUGGGAAUGUCUCACAAUGCCAUCAGGUUUGGGCGGAUGCCACAGGCCGAGAAGGAGAAGCUGUUGGCGGAGAUCUCCAGUGAUAUCGACCAGCUGAACCCAGAGUCUGCUGAUCUCCGGGCCCUGGCGAAGCAUUUGUAUGACUCAUACAUAAAGUCCUUCCCACUGACCAAAGCCAAGGCGAGAGCGAUCUUGACAGGAAAGACAACAGACAAAUCACCAUUUGUCAUCUAUGACAUGAAUUCCUUAAUGAUGGGAGAAGAUAAAAUCAAGUUCAAACACAUCACCCCCUUGCAGGAGCAGAGCAAAGAGGUGGCCAUCCGCAUUUUCCAAGGGUGCCAGUUUCGAUCUGUGGAAGCCGUGCAAGAGAUCACAGAAUACGCCAAAAAUAUCCCUGGUUUCAUUAACCUUGACUUGAAUGACCAAGUGACUCUACUCAAGUAUGGUGUCCAUGAAAUCAUCUAUACAAUGCUGGCCUCCCUGAUGAAUAAAGAUGGAGUUCUCAUAUCAGAGGGUCAAGGAUUCAUGACCAGAGAGUUCCUCAAAAGCCUUCGGAAGCCCUUUGGUGACUUUAUGGAGCCCAAGUUUGAGUUUGCUGUGAAGUUCAAUGCACUGGAAUUAGAUGACAGUGAUUUGGCCAUAUUUAUAGCUGUCAUUAUUCUCAGUGGAGACCGCCCCGGCUUGCUGAACGUGAAGCCCAUUGAGGACAUCCAAGAUAACCUGCUUCAGGCCCUGGAGCUCCAGCUCAAGCUGAACCACCCGGAGUCCUCACAGCUGUUCGCCAAGGUGCUCCAGAAGAUGACAGACCUCAGGCAGAUCGUCACAGAGCAUGUGCAGCUCUUGCAUGUGAUCAAGAAGACGGAGACGGACAUGAGCCUUCACCCCCUGCUCCAGGAGAUCUACAAGGAUCUAUAUUAGCAGAGAAGUCCCACUCGCUGACCUUUUCCUUCUUUAAAUUGCACUAAUAUUUUGAGGGAAAAAAUUUGACACCUAAGAAAUUUACUGUGAAAAAGCAUUUUAAAAACAAAGGUUUUAGAACAAGAUCUAUUUUAUGCAUAUUGUUUAUAAAGAUACAUUUACAAUUUACUUUUAAUAUUAAAAAUUACCACAUUAUGAAAUU